AUGAAUUUUGAAACUCCAUCCAAAAUCGUUAAGCUGCGAGUCGGCAUUCCGGAGGACCAUUUCAUUGACGGCCCAUCAGAAGGACAGACUGUACGCGAGCAGUCUCCAGAAAUUAUGCCCCUACAGAGUGUCAGCUCAAGGCCGACCCCAUCAGCCUGUCCGCUGGCCUCAUCAGGCAGUAACGCGAAUGCCGACGCCAAGUCUGGGCCAACUUCACAUGCAUCAGGGAGAAUCAGUCCUAUCGACUCAAAGGAAACAAUCGAUCGCUUUCUUGAGCUCGAAAGCCAGCAUCACACACUUCUCGGCAAUUUGGACCGCCACCAGGAUCGAAUCAGCGAUCUAAGACGGCAAUUUAUUGGGAUCAGGAUACAAAUCGAGGCAAAACGGCAUGCUGUACGGCUGCUUCUUACUGAGAAACGCGAUCAAGAGGCUGCGAAGAAGCGGAUUUGGGAUGCCAUGUCAAAGGAGGAUAUCCGGGAAUUAGGUCGCCGCGAUAGCCUAACAAAAAGAUUCAAGCACGGUUGA
Messenger RNA from Alternaria atra, 525 nucleotides. RefSeq lists its product as uncharacterized. The transcript has 2 exons. NCBI's taxonomy places the organism in Eukaryota, Fungi, Ascomycota, Dothideomycetes, Pleosporales, Pleosporaceae. The record is from RefSeq and is a predicted model, not a curated record. The coding region runs from base 1 to 525 and encodes 174 amino acids.